UCGUUUUUUAUUUAGUAAAAGUUGAAUUCAGAAUGGAGUUCUAUGAAAAAGUGCGGUUGGAUGAGGGAUCUCGUCAAGACGUUGAAAUGGAACCGCCGUUUCAAGAUUUGAAUUUGCCGCCGGAAUGCGUUGUUUGGGUGAAUGUGAAUGCUUCCAUGCGCAUCGGGGAUUUCAUGAAUCUUUGCUUGAGCCCUUUGAAGAACGGUGACUUCGUGAUACUUUCCGCCAAGGGUCAAGCUACUGCAACUUUGGUGCAACAUGCCGAGUCCUUGAAGCUCAGAGUUCGAGGUCUUCAUCAAGUCACUCGCAUGUGCUACGAAAGAUGCGAAGACCUGUGGAAGCCGCUUGAACCUGGGUUGGACUCCCUGAAAGUUUUGCGUGAAGUUCCUGCGUUGCACAUUCUUCUUUCUACCGUUCUCCCGAAUGAAGGUGUGACAUCGGACCCGGGUUAUUCCUGUCCGACCAAAUCAGAACAACCACGGUCGAAUAACAAAUCGAGGAAUUACCGGGACAAGAGGCGAACCCAUCCUCAAGACCGUGCCUGUUGAUAUUCAUUGUGAUUAUUGUAUUCCAAGAAGCUGUGAUUCUUUUUCCUAUUACACGAGUGCUUGUUGUGUGUUCGACGAUUAUUGAGGCGUGUUUCAGUCUGCCGGUUUUAUCUUGUGUGUUAUCCAAUAUUUCGAGGUGGAAGAAGAACGCGCGGAAAAAAGCAUCCCGCAUUUUUUUGUUUUUGCGUGGAAAGUUUUGGGCGAUUAUCGGGAAAACGUGCCGGAAGUUGAUCCCUAAUUUUUAGGGAAUGUCCGUACGUCUGCCAUUGUUGUAACUGGGCUUUUCCAACUUAAUUCGUUCCUUAGUUUCAUCGGGAAUGGAAAAUAACUGACUUUUCUCCCUGUAAUAAAUUUGUGGGAUUUCAGCAUUAUUAACACGAUGGAGGGAAAAUUGUACUUCGUAGAAAUUUGAUGGCAGCUAUGUAAGUACUGUACCUCUGCGGAAAUGUUUCUUACGAAGCUUUUCGUAAUUUCUACAAUUCUACCAUUCUCAGCAGUAAAAAACUAUCUAAUCGCUCUGUGGCAUUAUUUAUGAAGCCCUUCAAAAAAAAAUAACUGUAACUCAUGGAACUUCUGUGACUAGCAUGUGAAUUAUAGUUUUUUGUCUUCGGGAAUGAUUGCCACACAUUAUUGUGGCAAUCUUCAUCUUCUUUUCUCUGAAAUGAAGAUGUCCGUAUUGCAUUGUGGUAUGUGGUAAUACAUGAGUAAAUACGGGAAUUGAAUUUAUGUUCUCAAAGUCCAGCGUUGAGAAAAUUGUUGUAGCGAAAUGACAAUUUUUAUUUGAACGAAUGGUUAAUCAACCAAUGACAAGAUUAUCCCCGGAAACCUUCUUCUUCUUCUUUCGCUUCCUGAUUUCCUUGUCUGGACUCGGCUGAUACGGUAUGUAAACGUAGUCUUUGUAGCCCCUCUUGGGAUGCUGAUGAACCCAAUAAAUGUGGUCAUCGACUGUGUGAUAGAAGUCGUCGAGGUAUUUUUCGACGACUCUUCUCCUUUUCACUUGUUUCUUUCGCCACUUUCUCAAGUCUGAGAAGUUGUCGUAGAACGGGCCGAAGUGGCUGUAAUCUGGACGUUCUCGCGUUACAACGGUUUUCUUCGGGUCACUGUCCAAAUCCCGUUUUGUUCGCUGGAUUCUCGGCAGGAGGAAGAAGUCCAACUGGGG
This is a messenger RNA of Notodromas monacha, 1707 nucleotides long. The record is from the annotation of a GenBank genome assembly. Lineage: Eukaryota; Metazoa; Arthropoda; Ostracoda; Podocopida; Cyprididae.